GGCCGAGGAGGCAUCAAAAGCAUGGGCUGUGCUCCAAGCAUUCACAUCUCUGACAGCAGAGUGGUGUAUCACAGUGGCAAAGAGUCUGAGGAUUCCAACUCUCCACACCAGACCAACACACUGUCUCAGCAAACCAACUCAGUCCCAGGAUUAUUCAUUAAAUCCUCUAACACAUCCACUUAUAAGGCAGCUGUAACAGAAGUGCAGUUUGGUCCAAUGAGACUCCACCAAGAUCAACUUCAGGUACUUUUAGUAUUUGCCAAAGAAGAUAGCCAGAGUAAUGGAUUCUGUUGUGCGUGUGAGAAAGCGGGCUUUAAGUCUAACAUUGCUAAGACACCAGAAUCUGCUUUGGAAAGCUUUUUAGAUAAACAUCAUGAAAUUAUCAUUAUCGAUCAUAGACAGACACGAUGUUUUGAUGCAGAAGCUCUAUGCAGGUCCAUCAGAGCUACCAAACCCUCAGAAAAUGCUGUCAUAAUUGCUGUAGUUAGAAGACAAAGUGAUAGAGAUGAAACGUCAGUAAUGCCCCUAAUAUCUGCUGGGUUUUCCAGGAGAUAUGUAGAAAACUCUAACGUUAUGGCCUGUUACAAUGAGCUUAUUCAGCUAGAAUAUGGGGAAGUACGUGCACAAUUUAAACUAAGGGCUUGUAAUUCUUUAUUUACUACGUUAGAGAAGAGUCAAGAAGCCAUUGAAAUUACGAAUGAGGAUAACAAAAUACAGUAUGUGAAUCCUGCUUUUGAAACCACAAUGGGUUAUCAGAAGGAAGAACUAUAUGGAAAAGAAUUAAUUGAAGUGCCUAAUAAUGAAAAAAAAUCUGAUUUCUUAGAUAAUAUUAAUUCUUGUAUCAAGUCGGGAAAGGAGUGGGAAGGUGUUUACUAUGCCAAAAACAAAAAUGGUGACAAUAUCCAGCAAAAUGUGAAGAUAAUUCCUGUUUUUGGACACCGAGGUAAGAUCAGACACUAUGUGUCUAUUAGUCGGCCGUGUAAUGACAACAACAAGGCAGAAAAACAAUGUGAGCGAGUUCAGGCUGAGUCUCAAACAGAUAUCCAGAGCUCCAGACACAAGGACAGGCGGAAAGGCUCUUUAGACGUCAGGUCAACCACCUCCCGAGGAAGUGACGGUAGUUCGCAGAGGCGGCAUUCUUCAAUGGCCAGAAUACAUUCGAUGACCAUUGAAGCUCCUAUUACCAAGGUAAUAAAUAUCAUCAAUGCUGCACAAGAAAACAGCCCGAUGCCAGUGGCAGAAGCUUUGGAUCGAGUCCUGGAGAUAUUAAGAACAACAGAACUGUAUUCUCCACAGCUCGGAACUAAGGAUGAAGAUCCUCAUACCAAUGACUUGGUUGGGGGUUUGAUGACAGAUGGUUUAAGAAGACUUUCAGGGAAUGAGUACUUAUUCUCAUCAAAACAAGUCCAUCCGUCUUCUGGGCACCUAAUCUCCUCUCUCACCCUUUCUGACAUCCCACCGCGGAUAGCAAAAGCAAUGGAGAAUGAAGAAAAUUGGGAAUUUAAUAUUUUUGAACUAGAGGCUGCUACUCAUAAAAGGCCCUUAGUGUACCUUGGCCUCAAACUGUUUGCUCGAUUUGAGGUUUGUCAAUUCUUGAAUUGCUCAGAAGUAACGUUAAGAUCUUGGCUUCACAUUAUUGAGUCAAACUACCAUUCAAGCAAUUCUUAUCAUAACUCAACACAUUCCGCUGAUGUCUUACAUGCCACUGCUUACUUCCUGUGCAAAGAAAGGGUAAAGCAAAGCUUGGAUCCAAUUGAUGUGGUUGCUGCUCUUAUUGCUGCCACUGUUCAUGAUGUGGAUCAUCCAGGGAGAACAAACUCUUUCCUCUGCAAUGCUGGGAGUGAGUUGGCUAUCCUUUACAAUGACACGGCGGUGCUGGAGAGUCAUCAUGCAGCACUGGCUUUCCAGCUGACCACGAGAGAUGACAAGUGCAAUAUAUUCAAAAACAUGGAGAGGAAUGAAUACCGUACAUUACGGCAAGCAAUUAUCGACAUGGUUUUAGCAACAGAGAUGACAAAGCACUUUGAACAUGUCAACAAGUUUGUCAACAGCAUCAAUAAGCCAUUGGCAUCUGUUGAAGAGAAUGAGAGCACUGGUGAGGAUGAGUCUCUUAAAAAUGUUUUGACGUCCCCAGAAAAUCGGAUACUUAUAAAGAGGAUGCUUAUUAAGUGUGCAGACAUCUCCAAUCCAUGCCGAGCACUGGAGCAGUGUAUUGAGUGGGCUGGUAGAAUAUCAGAGGAGUACUUUGCUCAGACAGAUGAAGAGAAGCAGCAAGGUUUGCCUGUGGUAAUGCCCGUGUUUGACAGGAAUAUGUGUAGUAUUCCUAAAUCCCAGAUUUCAUUUGUGGAUUAUUUCAUCACUGACAUGUUUGAUGCAUGGGAUGCAUUUGCUGACUUACCGAACUUAAUGCAACAUCUGGAUAACAACUUCAAAUAUUGGAAAUCACUAGACGAAAAACAGCUUAAAACUCUACGACCGCCCCCAGAAUAGCUGACCCCCUUCAGUCAAUGAAGCCCAUCCUUACAGGGGACCCAGUUCAUUGUUGGUAACUUUAUCUAUGCCAGAGUGUGCUUCACUUUGUGGAAGUUCCAUGGAUCGUCAGGUCAAAGGUUACCUCCAGUACCCUGCAGUAAACUUAAAAAAACACAAUGAAAUCAAUGAAUAAGCCUUUUUUUUUUGCGUUAACUUAUAUCACAAGUUUAAUUACACUGGAUUGCUGCAAUAUCAGUGCCGACGGGUUGUACUCAAAAAAUGGGGGGAAAAAACAUUGCCAAUUUUCUUCAUACCUGUAUGGAAACAUCAAAGAUAUCUUGGAUGAAAGUUUCCUCCAAAAGAUGAUGCAAAGAAACAAACAAAAACUCAGACUUGCAAGUGAAGGAAAAUCAUUGUUCGUGUUUCGCGGCUUUGAAGAGAACACUCUGCUUUUUUUUAAAGCACUUAUAGUUGUUAACAAUCAACACAUUAAAUGCACUCUUUCUAAAGGAGUUUUUGAUCUCUGAAAAAUAGAUGCACUCUAUUUUUUAAUAUCACAGAAAAGGGGGCAAUCAUUCACCUCUGCACACUACUGAUAGUGAGCUUUCUCAAGGCUGUUUAGUAGCAAAUUGUAUAAAGAAAUAAAAAAAACUACACAGAAGAGUUUUUGAACUUGAUCAAUAGCAUCUAUGAUUAAAAUAUGUUUUAUUUAUUUUAUUAGAUGUUCAAUAUUUUCUAUGGAUUUAUAAAAAAA
Molecule: messenger RNA, 3226 nt
Organism: Nanorana parkeri
Lineage: Eukaryota; Metazoa; Chordata; Amphibia; Anura; Dicroglossidae
Gene: PDE8A
Product: phosphodiesterase 8A
Exons: 22
Coding region: 22-2490 (822 amino acids)
Biological process (GO): positive regulation of ERK1 and ERK2 cascade; cellular response to epidermal growth factor stimulus; regulation of DNA-templated transcription
Molecular function (GO): 3',5'-cyclic-AMP phosphodiesterase activity
Source: RefSeq, a predicted model, not a curated record